CCAAACCUAUUUUACGAGGUGAUUCUUUCAAAUGUGAGAGUUUCAAGAGGUAUGUUUGCAAUGUUUUUGGCAAUGUUAGCCUUGGCUUGUUUCCAUUCUAUGACACCAAGCUUAGCAUUAAUGUUUGCAUCCAAGACUUUGGGUCGAGGCUCACUCUAGAUGAAAAAGUGGAUGAGAUGGUGAAUGCUUCUCACACGACUGGCUUUUUCAACAAGGACGGUGCUUGAAGUACAUUAGAAUCACAGCCGCAAAGUCAAAUGAACAUGAUCCAUUUGAUCGGAAAAUAGGUUUGGGUUGUGAAUUCACACAGAAUGCACAGCAAGCCCAAGAGGAGGCCAUCCAAGCUCGAGAUCCUUCUCCAGGAGCCACUCCUGCAGGACCACGAUGAGGAAUCGGCGAUGCCCACCAUCUCAAAUUGUGGUAAGCUCCGAAGAUCCAGGAGCGCUCCCUCCUCCGACUGUGGAGCGAUGAAGAUGAGGCCCAAGAACAUCUCCCCAGCGCCCGCGUUUGGAAUGACCACCAAAUCCUACUCUCCAGGCAAGACCGCAGCUCUCAUUCUCGCGCUCUACCUCGCCAUUGGAAUCCUCUGCUUCGUCCACGUCAGGGACGAGCUCCAUGGAACCAAGACCCUGAGCUUCGUCGACGCCUUGUACUUUUGCGUGGUCACCAUGACCACCGUCGGCUAUGGCGACUUGGUUCCAGCCACAGCGACGGCCAAGCUCAUGACGUGCCUGUUCGUCUUCGUGGGCUUCGCGAUCUUUGGAUUGCUGCUCGGCAACGCUGCAAACUAUCUGGUGGAGAAGCAGGAGAGGCUGCUGGAGAGAGCGAUCGAGAAAAGAGAGAAGUACCUCCAUCACAAGAACACCGAGAGCGAUGCAAGGAUCCGGAGAGUUCACUGCAAGGUGGCGGUGGCGGCGGGGCUGGUUCUGGUGCUGUUUGGAGCCGGGAUCUCGGUGUUGGUGAAGCUGGAGGGGAUGAGCUUCCUGGAUGCGUUCUACUGCGUGACCGUGACGGUGACGACGCUGGGCUAUGGAGAUCGCAGCUUCACGAGCGCCGGCGGGAGGAUCUUUGCGGUGGUGUGGAUCUUGAUGAGCACGGUUUGUGUUGCGCAGUUCGUCCUCUACAUCGCGGAGCUUGUCACGGAGGGAAGGCAGCAUUCGCUCACCAAGUGGAUUCUCUCCAGGAAGAUCACUUACUCGGAUUUCGAGGCGGCGGAUCUGGACGACGAUGGAGCUCUCAGCCUCACCGAGUAUAUGGUGUAUAAGCUCAAAGAGAUGGGCAAGCUCGAGAAAGAGGACUUAGAGGCGAUUGUGAGACAAUUCCAAGAGCUUGAUGUGGAUAGAUCUGGAACUAUAUCUCUACAAGACAUCAACUUAGCACAGUUUGGUAGGUAGAGAACACCUCCACUAACAUAUAUUAAUAAGAGAAAGUUUUGCCCUAAUUCUUAAA
This is a messenger RNA of Selaginella moellendorffii, 1449 nucleotides long. RefSeq names its product two-pore potassium channel 1. The record is from RefSeq and is a predicted model, not a curated record. Gene Ontology annotation, molecular function: calcium ion binding; potassium ion leak channel activity. Gene Ontology annotation, biological process: stabilization of membrane potential; potassium ion transmembrane transport. Gene Ontology annotation, cellular component: plant-type vacuole membrane. The transcript is spliced from 2 exons. Lineage: Eukaryota; Viridiplantae; Streptophyta; Lycopodiopsida; Selaginellales; Selaginellaceae. The coding region runs from base 312 to 1394 and encodes 360 amino acids.